AACCUCUGAUUUCCCCUCCCACCUCAAUUGCUCUGUCGCCGACAACGCUGACGGAACAGUCCCAAGCCCCUUCGUGGCGCCUGACAGGUACGCUGUCUCAUAGUUUGUAGCUGAGAGUAGUAUGAACUUUUACCGUGCCGCCGCCUCCGCCCUCGACCACCUGGACAAGCACCAGGGCAGUGUCAAGGGCUCGCUCGCUGCAGCCAAGAUCAAGGUCGAGCCGGCCGAGGCCAAGCGCAUCCUGGCGUUGGUGAUUGAGACGCUGAAAUACCGCGACGUGCUUCUCGAGCUCCUCGAGAUGGUACCGUUGCUCAAGCUCGAGAAGGAGACGUUCAGGAUCAGGGGCACGCCCACCGGACGCAACCUCAUCCUCGUGCUGCUGCACGACCUUCUUUUCUCGACGCGCGCGCGUAUCGAGGCCAGUGACAAGUGGCCCCCCAAGGGUGCAAUCGUGCGGCAUCAGGCCCGCCUCAAGGCAGAGCUUGUUCGUAUCCAACUUCGCGCAGGCGUCUCUUCAGUCCGCGACCUCGGCCGCACAGCUAGCUCGGACGUGCAGGCGCGCUACGUCCGCUGGAAUCCCAACAUUGACGCAAGUCGAGCCGAGGACUGGUCGCUCUCCGCGCUGCACAAGCACCUCGUCACCAAGGGCUUUGGCCUUAUUGCGGAGGCCGUCUACCCUGUCCCCAGCGGAAAGUAUUUCAUGGACCCACACCUCCCCGAGUACCUCCUCGUCUUUCCGCCAGACACAAACUGGUGGGCUGGGGACCGGUGGUACGAGGCCGGCGCAGUCGUGCUGCAGGACAAGGCGUCGUGCUUUCCCGCCACCGUCAUAAUGGACGGGUGGGACGGCGGCGAGUGCAUCGACGGCACAGCGGCGCCUGGCAACAAGACAAGUCUGAUGUCCGCACUCAUGGGGAAUAAGGGGGUGCUGUACGCCUUUGAGAAGAGCACACAUCGCUUCAAGACGCUCGAGAAGAUGCUUGCGCGCGCCGGGUGUUCCAACACGACCGCGACGAGAGGCGACUUCACGCAAGCCGACCCAGCCGACUACCCCAACGUCACGCGCAUCCUCCUCGAUCCCAGCUGCAGCGGGUCCGGCAUCGUGAACCGACUCGACUACCUGGUUGAGCAGGAGGAGAACGAGGAUGACGAGCGCCUGGACAAACUCGCCGCGUUCCAGCUGCAGAUGAUCCAGCACGCGUUCAAAUUUCCCGCGGUGACGCGCAUCGUAUACUCGACCUGCUCGAUUCACGCCGAGGAGGACGAACGCGUCGUCGCCAAGGCGCUCAAGUCUGGCGGGGGCCGUUGGCGUGUUGCAUCUCGCGCAUCAGUGCUGCCUGCGUGGGAGAGGCGAGGGCGCGUCGAGGAGCUUGGUCCUGACGCCGAGGGUGUCAUUCGCUGCUUGCCGGAGGACAAGACGAACGGUUUCUUUGUCUCAUGCUUUGAGCGCGUUGAUGGAUCGGGACAGAAGACCGAGGGGUCGGAACGCGAAAAGCGGAAGCGUGAAGAGGAGGAAGAGGAGAGGGAGGAAGGAGAUGAGGAGGGAGAAGAGGCGCAGUCAAAGGAGGCCAGGCCCAAGACGGCCGCGCAGCUGGAGCGCGCGCGCCGAAAGAAACAGCAGCAGAAGAAGAAGAAGAGGCGUACCUAGAGAUGAGAUGCAAUGCUAUGAUACAUGAAAUUACUGCUUGGAGGCGGCCAGCG
Molecule: messenger RNA, 1701 nt
Organism: Cutaneotrichosporon oleaginosum
Lineage: Eukaryota; Fungi; Basidiomycota; Tremellomycetes; Trichosporonales; Trichosporonaceae
Biological process (GO): rRNA base methylation
Cellular component (GO): nucleolus
Molecular function (GO): RNA methyltransferase activity
Source: RefSeq, a predicted model, not a curated record